Molecule: messenger RNA, 3576 nt
Organism: Eleginops maclovinus (Patagonian blennie)
Lineage: Eukaryota; Metazoa; Chordata; Actinopteri; Perciformes; Eleginopidae
Gene: serinc4
Product: serine incorporator 4
Exons: 11
Coding region: 369-1913 (514 amino acids)
Cellular component (GO): membrane
Source: RefSeq, a predicted model, not a curated record
UGACCGGGUAGGAUGGGGGAGGGCAACGGGCAUUCGCCACCACCUCUCCCUCUUUUCUGGCAGCACCCAGCACAGCCGCAGAGCUAAAGCACGCAGGAUAUGGGCAAAAAAACAACUUAUUCCCCUGUGAGGCUGGACUGAGAGCAGCCGGACUUGGUGCUCAUGCUGAGGCACUUGGCCGCAGGGAGCCCGGCCGGACUAAAUUCACUGCUAAUCCAGAAUAAGGAGCAUGUGAGGCAACCUGCUGGGCUCUUUUUACUUUUUACUUCCAUCGUCAGACCUCUAAGAAGUUGUGAUCUAGCCUCUUUAAGGAUGCCAUCUUUGUAGUCACACUUGAGAAAAAAAAAACCUGUUGGUGCUGGAAGUUGAUGGCUAAAUGUAGAGUGGCCGACGAAAAGCAGUUUAGUGGCACAAUGUCGGCGUCUCAGGGGAUGAACCGCAGCGGCGCCUACAACUACUUCCUUAACAUGGUGGCCUAUCAGAUCUGCUGUUGCUGUGGUCCGGCUCCCUGCUCGCUCUGCUGUGCCUUCUGUCCUCCGGUGAAAUCGUCCACCAGCACACGGGUCAUGUACACCCUGUUCCAUAUCAUGAGCUGCGCCGUCUCCUGCCUCAUGCUGUCCCGCACCGUCUCCGAGCUUGUCAGGGAAAAUGUGCCUUUCUUCAACAUGGUGUGUGACCAGGCGCAUGGCGGGGGUCACUGUGAGAUGCUGGUGGGUUACUCUGCGGUCUACAGAGUGUGCUUCGGCACUUCCUGUUUCUACCUGAUGAUGGCCAUAUUCCUUAUAGACGUGAAGUCCAGUCAGGACUUCAGAGCGCUCAUACACAACGGCUUCUGGUUCCUGAAGUUGAUCACUCUGCUCGGGAUGUGCAUGGCCGCCUUCUUCAUCCCAACGGAGUCCUUCCUGCAUGCUUGGCAUUAUGUGGGUGUGGUAGGGGGAUUUGCCUUCAUCCUCAUCCAACUCAUCCUCAUCACAGCUUUUGCGCACACCUGGAACAAGAACUGGUUGACCGGAGCAGCAGAGAACAAGCGUUGGUACAUUGCGGUGAUGUGUGCCACCCUCUUCUUCUACACUAUCGCCACCAUGGCCUUCACUUUCAUGUACAAGUACUACACACACCCGGUCGCCUGCCAGUUCAACAAGGCCCUGCUGUGGAUCAACCUGGGGCUCUGCGGCCUCAUGUCCUUCAUUGCCGUCACACCGUGCGUGAAGCAGAAGCAGCCUCGAUCGGGGCUCCUUCAGGCGUCCAUCAUCAGCUGUUACGUCAUGUAUCUCACUUUCUCUGCGCUGUCCAGCCGCCCGCCAGAAAAAGUGGUGUAUCAGGGCAUGAACAUGACCGCCUGUUACCCCAGCGUUGGACAGGACGACAUCCAGAAUGAGGGCAAUGCUGUGGCCAUCAUUGGAGCUGCCAUCAUGUACUGCUGCGUCCUCUUUGCAUGUAAUGAAGCUUCCUACCUGGCAGAGAUGUUCGGUCCAUUUUGGAUGAUCAAAGUGUAUCGCUACGAGUUCCAGAAAGCCACCUGCUGCUUCUGCUGCCCUGAGGAAGAGGAAGUGGAGGAGGAGUUUGUGAUGGAGGACAACAACAAAGGCUGUCAGAAGGUGAUUCACAAUGAGACGCAGAGAGUGGCCUACAGCUACUUCUUCUUCCACUUCGUCUUCUUCCUGGCCUCACUCUACGUCAUGAUGACCCUCACCAACUGGUUCAGCUAUGAGUCAGCAGUUUUGGAGACCACCUUUACCCACGGCAGCUGGUCUACCUUCUGUGUGAAGAUGUCAUCGUGCUGGGCCUGUGUGAUCCUCUACCUCUGGCUGCUGCUGGGUCCUCUGUGCAGCUGCCAGUCUGAAUCAAGACCUCGGCGCUCACGCAUCAAACGGCGCUCAGGAUUGUCCCGUCAUGUGCAUGUCAGUGUCUGACACGCUCUGGAAGUUGAAUAAGGCGGACAUGGCAUGAUGUGGACGACCGAUCAUCUCCCCUUGGGGACCUGCAGGAAGGGAUUAUGAGGAUUGGAGGUCACAGGGGUCAUGGGUAAAAGACUCACAGGGCUGUGAAAAGGACCAUUCAGAGAAGGACCAAUGCUCUGUUGAUAUAAGAAGAACUGGAUAAAGACUUUAUGAUGUCACAGUCUAUAUGCAGUUAACCACUAGUGAGGACCUGACUGUGGUUUGGAAACACAAUUACAGUAUGAAUUGCCAAAGGGAUCAGAAGUAUAAUGUAAAAUGUGGGAAUUAUAGUAAGUAAUUGUAAACAUAGAUACAUUUAUGAACUUAAAUUAGUAUUACAUUCAAUUAUGGGCUGUAUUUAGUCUUUUAAGAAUACAACAAAGGCGGCUUAUAUAUAUUUGCACUCCUAAUUCUAGAGGAGAUGUUCCACUGUUUUUUUUUCUUUCUUUUUUAUAAGCAAAAUAAUCUACCGUAAAAAAGAAAGCCCUGUUAUUCCUCUAAACUUAGAUGAUGGUUUUGAUCAUGAACAAAUCUUUCUCGAAGUUCAGGAUUGAUUGCAUUGACUGAUGGUUCAAAUAUGACCUCGAAAGCAUGAGAUAGUCCUUCCUGUACAUUUAAUUAGCUACAAAUGUAUGCAUUGCAUAGGGAUAUUCGUUAAAAUUAAUAGAAAAAUGUGUUACGGGAAUAUUAAGGUAGAUAUACGCCAGUGGUGUCCUUAAAAAUAAAUGAAAAAUAAUCUGGAUGCAUAAAUCAAUAAAUAAUCCAGAUGCAAUGCAGACAGAACAGACUUCAUGUAACAUGAGAUACAAGGGUCCAAGAUUUAAAAACAAACAACUGAUGACGGGAGGAAGUGCAGGUGUACUGGAGGACAGGUGGUUGAAGGGCUAAUGGAAAACAGGUGAAACUAAUAAGGGCAGAACAAACACAAGACAGGAAGUUAAAACAGACAUGACAUUGAGAAAACGUCAAAAAUAAACCACUAAACUGAUAAACGCAUAAAGCAAGAUCAUAAUAGUUCUAACCAAACAUAAUCUCAGAUGUUGUCUCUGUGUUUGGUGAAAAGUUGAACUUGUAACCAUUCGUUGUGAUUUCCAGUACAUAGCCAAAGAAAGAUUUGUUCAUGUGUUUAAAAAAAAAAACCUAACGUGUCCCGGGUCACAGGGAUUCUGUUUCAGUAUUUUCUCUGCAUUGACGGAGGGGCAGCUAGACAGAAAUGUAUGAUGUUCUUUAAAAGUCAACACAAGCGUUUGUAAAAUUGAGGCAAAAAUACUUUGCAUUUGACUCAACAAGGAAUGCAUGCUCACAAAAUGUUGCUCUACAGUACAUUCACUUUUACUCUUGUUUACAUUUUGUUUUACGUUUUUACUGUCUUUUGAAAGCUUAAAAAAAUUGAAACCAUGAGUGCUCAAAAAUCAAAAAAGUACUAAAAGUCUCUUUCAGAGGGGAUAGAAGCUCUCUGUCUCAUGCCUUCAAAUGAAAUAGACAUGUCUGCUGAGGUGAACCGUGUGAUCUAAAGAAGCCCCCCACAUGUUUGUGUAGAUGUUGGUAUGUGGAAACCUGGGAAUUAAUGGUUUCUAAACUGAAGGGACACUGUAAUCUGGCUCAGUCCAAAAGGAAUAAAUUAUCUGUAGUUUAA